AUGCUCGCACCCCGCACCAUCCACACCCACCGCACAUACACCCACCACACCACCUCCAAGAAGAAUAUCGAAAAUGCCCACGCCCUGCCCUCGAAAACGCCCUCAAGAACGGGUGGAAAGCAGCUGCUGGGGCCCUCGACGGGGGUGAGGAUGGGUCUUGGCGUCAAGACGGAGGGGAGGGAUGGGAAUGUGCUGGGAGGGCAGUCGAGGGGUGAGGGCGGGAAGGGGAAGGGGGGAGCGGAGGAUAUCGAACCCAAACGGCUCUUCACCAACGCCCCCAAAUCCUCCAUCCCUCCCUCCAAAUCCUUGUCCUCUAUGCCCCCCAUCCCCGCUCUCCCCACCCGCACCCCCGCCCCAAGCCGUCAAGCAGCCCCCUCCCAAACCCUCCGCACGCCCGCACCUUCAUUCCACCUCACCUCCCAGCCUCUGCCCGCGCCUACGCCUUUACCUAGUGCCACACGGACGCGGAGGAGAUCGAGGCAGUCGUUGAGCAAUGUUCAGCUUACACCGAACAAGAGCCAAGUCGAUGAGGGCAAGCCUAGGCAAGAGUUUGUCACGCCUGCGCCGGUUAGGUGGGAAGAAGAGCUUUCGUUGGGGAGUAUUGAGGUCGAGCAGGAAGGGUUGGAGUUGGUACAAGAGGAAGAAGAGGAUGGAGAGCCCGAGUAUAUGCCUCCGCCUGUACAAGAACUGCCAUACGACCCAGGAUGGCAAGUCCCAGACUUUGAACAACUCUUCUCCAAGCUCGCUGCCAUGCCGUCCAUCGGAAUCUCUGGCUACGAACCUCUCCCGCCGCCCCCUCUUGUGCUGCAGAGCGACGUUGUUGACAGACUGUGCUCUUCUGGCGAUGACGACUUGGAAGAAGAUUACCUCAAGACAAAACCCGUCCCAGCUCAGCGCCCUGCGCCGUCGCGGGGGGUACCAUCUCGUGCACCUUCAGUACCAUCCCGAGCACCCACACGCUCCACUAUUCCCUCCCGCCUUGGCGCUCCCACCCCAGCGCCCGCCCCUAGACUCCCUGCUCGAACUACCACAAAACCUCCAAUCCCCAUCUCCCGUCCUCCUCCUAUAGUACCUCGUCCCCCGGCCAUCAGGCCUACCUCUCGCACGACCACUGUUGCCGGGCCAAAGACACCAUCUACUCUGUCUUCACGCGCUGGAAGCAGGCUGGGGGUGCCGCGGGCGAAGCCUGUCAAGAGUGAGGAUGAGAAGAAGCUGGAAGAGAUGGACUGUGCUAUUUAUGAGGGAUGGACGGGUGCUAGUGUGGAAGCGUUUGAGCUCAACAUGGACUUUUGA
Messenger RNA from Cryptococcus wingfieldii CBS 7118, 1293 nucleotides. RefSeq lists its product as hypothetical. NCBI's taxonomy places the organism in Eukaryota, Fungi, Basidiomycota, Tremellomycetes, Tremellales, Cryptococcaceae. The coding region runs from base 1 to 1293 and encodes 430 amino acids. The transcript has 4 exons. The record is from RefSeq and is a predicted model, not a curated record.